Messenger RNA from Naegleria gruberi, 2700 nucleotides. RefSeq lists its product as uncharacterized. The record is from RefSeq and is a predicted model, not a curated record. The transcript is spliced from 6 exons. Bases 1 to 2700 code for a protein of 899 amino acids. Lineage: Eukaryota; Heterolobosea; Eutetramitea; Acrasida; Naegleriidae.
AUGCGCAAACAACAAGUUCUCUACAGUUACGGAUCAAAUGAAUAUUCCCUCGUUGGACAUAAGGAUCGGUUAUUUGAGGAGUGUUUUGUAUUGGGAGAUGCAACACAUAUUAAGAGAAUGGCUUGCGGAAGAUCACACAUUCUCUUUGAGACCUUUAAUGGAGAAGUAUUGUCUAUUGGAAGAAAUGAUUAUUCUCAAUGUGCUAUAAGAAAGGCUUCCGGAGGAGAAUUAAUUAGUAAACCAAUGAAUUGUCUUUACAAAGAUGUUGGAUGUGAUGCCAAACCUCUCAUCAAGCCUUUUAAAUUUACAACUGGAUGGUUUCAUUCAACAUUUAUCUCAAACGAUCAGAAGAGAAUUUACUUUACUGGAUAUUAUUCUGCCUAUUCAUCAAUGGGACAGACAAAGGAUACUUGUUUUUAUGAUAUUACUGAUACAGUAUUGGAAAAGGAUAUGCUUGCUGAUGAUAGUUACAAAAUUACUGAUAUUGGCAGUGGAGAUCACUUUUUUGCAUUUGUUGUAAAUAACGAGUUUAUUGUAGUUGUGGAUCAAACAAGAAAAGUUUUUCACAUUCCAGAUUUGAAGGAAUUCUUGGUGUUCAAGUCAGGAGUUGCCUUCACAAGAGGAAAUGGAAAUUUAUACUUGGCCAAGAAUUAUCCAGACAGUGUAAGCGAGUAUGAUGGAAAAUUUGUGAAAAAUCUUCGUUCUACAUCUGUUGCCGAUUCAUUCUCAUUCGUAUUAAAUGGACAAAAUCUAAGAUUUGGUCACAGUAAUCAACAUGGAUCAAUUGAGAUUUACGAGUCGUUCUGUACUGCCUAUCUAUAUGAUUCAAAGGAACGUAAAUUCCCAGAUGAAAGAUUUAAGAAAAUCAAUGACGAAUUAGAAAAGCACAAAGAUUGGGAAAUUCUCCAAUUCAUUACAGGUUCUGACAGUGUUCAUAUAUUGUUGGGAAUUAGAGAAACUAAGGAAGAGCAACGAUUCUUUGAGAAAUUGAGCAAUAUUAGACAAGGCACUCAUUACACUGAUAUGCUUGUCAGCUACACUUUCAAUUACACUCCGUUCGAACAGUCAAAUGUAUUGACAGCCAUCAAUCACAGAAAUAAUCAUAAUUCAGAAAUUUACUAUACCAAUAACGUGCAAGAAACCACACAAUCAUCAAGCAAAUGUGAAAUUUUCGAUUUGAUGGAUCAAGCAGUUGCAGUUCCGUCCGAUAGUGCUGCCAAUGUGACUAACUAUUACUCAACCAAGUCAUGUAAUUUCGUCAAGUUAUUCGCAAGUGCAGGAGACUAUAUUCAAUUGCAAGGAAUUGAUUUAUUUUACGGACCUAAAGGAGUUUCUCUCUGUGGCAUUAGUGAUCCAAGUUUAAUUUCCACAAUCUAUCCAAGUUUUUCGUGUAUGGAUUUUUUAAAUGACACCUUCACAAAGGAAGAAGGAAUUUUGGAAGAUCUCUCUGCAAUUUCAUCUCUAUUGGAAGCAAGAUUUAAUAAUUCUAGUCCUGAUCUGAUUCAAUGGCCAUUCAAGGCCAUGUCCAAAGCAUUGGAACUUCAAUUUGUGAACAAGACAUCAACCACCAAAAUUUCAGAAUUAUUGGAUUUAUACAAUUAUUGUAAUUUCUGUUCUCAUCCUAAUUUUGCUUCGUUCCAUGCAAAGAAGGCAGUUACACCAGCCCUUCAAAUGCCAAUGUUACAAAAAGCAUUCACAAAUUCACACUGUGGCUCUGGUAUUCCAACAUUGAAUGCCAUUGUAACCAAUGAAUAUGAUGGCUACUUUGUCACCAAUGUUGUCAUUCAAUGUACUUGUAGAGGUGGAGUGGUAACAAAUGAGUGUGGAAUUUUCUCUGAAUUUUUAUAUCCAAUGUUUUCUGGACCAGGUCUUCAUUCAAUUUCAUUGAUUUUCUAUACUUCCAUUGGUGUUGUUUCCUUCUUUGUCAAUUUCAUUCCAAUUUUAAUGUUGUGUGUUAGAAGAUUCCAAAAAUCAUCACAUGGUAUCAGAUCAUUCUUUUAUCACUUUUUGGAUUUGAGAUUGCAAGCUGCUGUUUUGUUCUUGUGUUCUGUGAUUACUGCCAUUACUUCAAGUUGUCUUGGUUUGGCAGAAAAUUCAUAUGUUGUCUUGUUGAUGACUAUUGCUGCCUGUUUACAAUUUAUUUCAACUGUUCCAAUUUUGUUCUGUUGGAUUGAUGUCAUUUAUAGAACUGAAAUGAAUAUGAAAGAAGCUUCAUCCCUUGUUGUUUCACUUUCAUUUGGUUUAUCUUCAGCUUUGGUGUUUGCAUUGGCAUUGUAUAUUGUUGGUUAUUCAAUCCUUUCAACAGUUAGUGGAUACAGAGUCUUGUUCAUCAUUGUUCAAGUUUUCUUGAUUGUUGUCAUUAUGGCUGCUGUCAUGAUUGCCAUUAUUUUGACAAUUACAGCUGCCAGAUUAUUGUUCAUUAUUUCCAAAACAAAGAAGAUUCAAAUUUUCAGUUUCAGAUUUACCAGAUUCUUGUUAUAUGCAACAAUUUGUGGUUCUCCAUUCCUUUUGCAAGCAGCUUAUUAUAUUGUAAUCAUUAUCGAUACUAAGAUGAUUUGCAGAUUCUAUCUCAUGUUUUCAUACUAUUUGGCAUCCCUAUGUGUCACUUUCAUUUCAUUUGGUUACAUGUACAUUCUCUUUAACUCUGAUGAUGUCAUGAAAUGUUAUCCAUUCUUGGAGAAACUUUCAAAGAAGAAGUAA